GCGAUGGUCAAAUGAAAAGAUACAUCUUCUUGAGAGGGUUGGACUUUAAUCCUAAAAACCCAAAGGGGGGCGGAACUUUUUCUUUCCAAACCGAGUUAGCGGACAGGUCCUAGUGCUACUAGGAAGGACGGUAGGAAGUUUCGAACGCCCACUUUCAAAUUGGGAAAAUGGCACCAAGCACACAAGUGAAUGAAGCUGUGUCCGACGUACGAAAGGGGAUUCGAGCUAUCCUGCUCGGACCUCCUGGCGCUGGGAAAGGGACACAGGCUCCCAGAUUGGCCGAGCAGUACUGUGUGUGUCAUCUGGCCACAGGAGACAUGCUCAGAGCCAUGGUGGCCUCAGGCUCAGAGUUGGGUAAGAGACUCAAAGACACCAUGGAUGCUGGAAAACUGGUCAGUGAUUCCAUGGUGGUAGAACUCAUAGAGAAUAACCUGGACACGGUCCCUUGUAAAAAUGGAUUCCUGUUGGAUGGAUUCCCCCGUACUGUCAAACAAGCAGAGAUGCUUGACGAGUUGUUGGACAAGCGGACAGAGAAGCUGGACUCUGUGGUGGAGUUCUCUGUUGAUGACUCUCUUCUGGUGCGCAGGAUUUGUGGCAGACUCAUUCACCAGCCUAGUGGUCGUUCCUACCAUGAGGAGUUCAACCCACCCAAGGAGCCCAUGAAGGAUGAUGUGACCGGGGAGCCGCUGAUGCGGCGUAGUGAUGACAACGAGGCAACGCUGCAUUCUCGUCUGGAGGCCUACCACCGCCAGACUGUGCCCCUGGUGCAGUACUACAGCACCCGCGGCAUCCACACGGCCGUGGACGCUGCCCAGUCACCUGACCUUGUCUUCGCCUCCAUCCUCGCUGCCUUCUCUGCCUCCAGCCCUGCCUGUAAAGACCUGGUGCUCUUCCUCUAAACUCCCCUCCUCUUCCUCACUCCCUGUUUCCUCCGUAUCUCAUCCCAGCUCCUCUCUACCUCUAAACUCCCAAUUACGUCUGGGUCUUUCAGUCCCUCUUGUCCAUGCUCCUCACUUCUAAACUCCCCACCUUCUCUUUUCCUUCAUUUUCUCUUCUGUCACUUGCACCAUCUACUCCAGGCUCCUCAAGACCCAACAUUUUUUAAAGGAACUUGUGGUCUGCAGCUACAGCUAGAAGCAAGACUAGAUUGGUUACUUUUACUGCUAUAAUUAAUUAUGCUCUUUUUCCCUGUGGUCUCAUUGGGCUUGUGGUUCUUAUCACAUUGACAUGUCAUAGUGAGAACUUUUGACACGUUGUAUAAAUAUUUAACAUGCUGUGAUUCCUCGACUCAGGAAUGCUGAGUUCGUAAGUGUAUUGUGAGCUCAUCUUUUGCACCUUAAUAUUGUUCCAUUGUUUUCUUUGGUCUGUAAACUGAAGUUCCUUUUGAGCAGAUGCUGCCUGUGUUUUCCUCCAAUUACAGACUACUCUGCUGUGGGCUUUUCUUCUUUGCACUCUCUUCUUCUUAUUAUUUCAUUGACAUCUUGGAUGUAGACUGUAAAACUGCUCAGAUGUUAACCUACCUGUCAGUCACCUCUCUAAAGCUAUUUUCGGCAUGUCUUGUUAAAACCUAGAUUAACCAAGUUGUACACUGCGUUGAGUAAUACUUCCCUCAAAAUCUUUUGGACUCUAUUGGUUAGUAAUUGUUAAUGUGCCAAACCAUGUGGUAGGUUUCUGUGUAAACUUGAAUGUAAAGCCCAAUGCUUUGAAUUGUUGAAUGUAACAUUACAUUCAACUAUUUUAUCAUUUCAAUUCACAUGAGAUAUAAAUCAUAUAUUCUCCUCUUUUUUUUCUUUCU
Hypomesus transpacificus is the source of this 1795-nucleotide messenger RNA. RefSeq names its product adenylate kinase 2 (gene ak2). The coding region runs from base 168 to 899 and encodes 243 amino acids. Gene Ontology annotation, biological process: ADP biosynthetic process. Gene Ontology annotation, cellular component: mitochondrion; cytoplasm. Gene Ontology annotation, molecular function: AMP kinase activity; ATP binding. NCBI's taxonomy places the organism in Eukaryota, Metazoa, Chordata, Actinopteri, Osmeriformes, Osmeridae. The transcript has 6 exons. The record is from RefSeq and is a predicted model, not a curated record.